AGCUCAAAUGCCAAAGUGACGUAUAUCGUAAACAAUAUAAAAUCAUAUAAAAUCGAUCACCAUCAGCGUUUGUUAGCCAUCUUGUCCGAAAGUUUUUCACCGGGGAUUUUUCGAUGGCAGAAGCCCUUCCAGAAGUCCCAUCUAACGAUCCGACCCAGUUUUGUCGGCUGUGCUUCUCGCUGGAGAACAUGCACUGGGUCAUCCGUACCAACGGAACUGAGGUGGAUCGGCCCUUCAUCGAUACUAUUGUUUCCUGUCUAGGUGUGUGGCUCAAGCUGGAUGAGGAUUUUCCUUGUGCAGUAUGUCGGCGGUGUACAGCGGAAAUGGAACGAAUACUUGAUUUCCGCGAACAGUGCCGUCUCUGCGAUGAGGCACUUAAGCAGAAGCGACAGGAGGAUCCUACGGCGCUAGUUCUUUUCUAUGAUUACCCUAAGGAUCGGGUGUUUAUGGAUGUACCACCGAAAAUGGAAUUCGUUGUGGAUGAUACGAUUGCAGAUGUAGAGAAUGAACCAUUUCAAUUGGAAGUUAUGACGGACGAGGACAACAAAGAACAGAUAGUGAAACUUGAAGAAGAUAUUUCAGUAAAUCAGUCAGAGAAGGAGUUGGCAUUAAAGAGCUAUUUUGAAUCAUACGCUAGAUGGUCCCAACGGACAUUAACAGCGAAAGAUGAUGACGAAAUGACGGUAGUUGCACCAGAAACAUUGGAGCAGGAGAGACUGGCAGAGAUACAUCCCGAAUUGUUUCCCGACAAAGACGAUUCGGUCAAUCCAAGGAGUAUUGGUUGGUGUUGCUUAUGUAGGCGAAACUUUUGUACUGCCACAAAUCUUAAGAGUCAUCUGGCACAAAUGCACUAUGAAAACGGUGGAUUCAACUGUACUGUCUGCUGUAAGAAAUUUCCCACCUACCUACAGCUCAGAGAGCAUGCUUUGCGACACGAAACACAGCUAAUGAUCAGUUGCGACAAGUGUGGAAUACAGUUCAGAAGGUCACAUGAGCUAGAGGCUCAUCGCAAAACGGAUGGUUGCCGGGUUCGUACUUCUAUGUUUGGCAAAUGCCGAUACUGUGACAGAAUGUUUUCAAAUAAGGGACGCUACAUUUUUCACCUUAAGGCAUUGCAUCCGGAUAAACCAAUACCAAAUUUACCUGGCAUACGACCCUCGCACCAUUCUCAGCAGUCAACUUCUCGUGCAGAUGCGCCACAGGAUAAGUUAAUACAUAAUUCCACAGGCGGAGUCCGAAGAAUUGAUAAUAACGGACAAUUUGUCGUCCUUUUCCGAAAAAUUCUCCCAAAGCCAGAGCCAUCUUCAGACAGGAUAAUCCAAACAAAUGAGAGCACAUCGUCUCGGACUGUACAAAACGGUCGAUUCAUGGCAUCUCUGGAAAAACUUAACACAAAUCAACAAGACAAACGCCUACAACCAGUUCCACAAGCUCAGGUAGACCCGGCCGAAAUAAUCUGCACUGGCUGUUUCGCACAGUUUGACGAUCUGCCCGAUUUUACUACCCACCUGCAGCAGUGCUGCGCUACAGCUGACAAUCCUGUAGCAUCAGCGCCAAAACCGUUCUUGUUGUGUCGUUGUGACGUCUGUAGUGACAUUUUUGAUCAAAUCGAUCAAUUUUUAGAGCACCUACAACAGCACGAUCGUCCGUUCGAUGUGAAACCCCACGACUGUUCUUUGUGCAUUGAAUGGAGACUAAGGUCGACGCAGGAUCCGCGACCGUGCACUCCACCAUCAAUACUAGGCGAAUAAUUUUCUCUUGCUGCUACGGUUAAGGUACAUGUUUAUUUAUUUGACUCUGUUCAAUAAAACAAGCUUCAUAAUAGA
Topomyia yanbarensis is the source of this 1826-nucleotide messenger RNA. RefSeq names its product zinc finger protein 354A-like. The record is from RefSeq and is a predicted model, not a curated record. NCBI's taxonomy places the organism in Eukaryota, Metazoa, Arthropoda, Insecta, Diptera, Culicidae. Gene Ontology annotation, cellular component: nucleus; chromosome. The coding region runs from base 114 to 1751 and encodes 545 amino acids. The transcript is spliced from 4 exons. Gene Ontology annotation, molecular function: chromatin insulator sequence binding; zinc ion binding. Gene Ontology annotation, biological process: regulation of transcription by RNA polymerase II.